This is a messenger RNA of Rhodamnia argentea, 1137 nucleotides long. RefSeq lists its product as uncharacterized. The record is from RefSeq and is a predicted model, not a curated record. NCBI's taxonomy places the organism in Eukaryota, Viridiplantae, Streptophyta, Magnoliopsida, Myrtales, Myrtaceae. The coding region runs from base 135 to 935 and encodes 266 amino acids. The transcript has 4 exons.
UCUGGACUCACCCUUUAACUUUGCCUGAUCUCGCUCUGCUUUCACGAAAUCGCCCUUCUCUUCGCCUUCUCUCCUCAUCUUCCCUCUCGCUCCCUAAGCGCACAGCCCUCACCGCCCUUAACUCGCCGGUUGCAAUGUCGCCGCUGACCGUCAGACCCGAGCAAUGCCAACACGUCCUCGUCAUGCGCCACGGCGAGCGCGCCGACGACGGCGCCGACAAGUCUUGGUGGACCACGGUCCCCAACCCUUGGGACGCUCCGUUGACCGAUGCUGGCCGGGCCAGGGCGCUCGAAACUGGCAGGAAACUCCGGGACCAGCUGGGGUUCCCGAUCCACCGGGUCGUCGUGUCACCUUUCCGACGGUGCGUCGAGACCGCGCAGGGGCUGAUCAGCGGUCUCUUCCCGGUGGACGCCGGAAACCUGGACAAUGGGAAUUCCGCCGACUCAUCGGCAUCCCGAAUCAAGGUAUCUAUAGAGUUUGGAUUGGGUGAGUUGUUCAACAACAUAGCAAUCAGACAUCCUCCUCCUAAUCCUGCAGAUCAUGGGGCUUGGGGAUUCAACAUUCCUACGAUUGAAGCCUUGAUUCCAGCAGAAACGUUGGAUCAUACAGUGAAGCCAGUGUUCAACGAGCUGCCACAAUGGGGAGAGACUGAGCCAAAGGCAAGAGAUAGAUAUCGCCACACUAUUCGUUCUCUUGCCGAUAGAUACCCUUCAGAAAAUUUGCCACUCAUCACUCAUGGGGAAGCAGUGAAGGUCGCGGCCUCAACGUAUUGGAAGGAGGCGAGAGGGCAGAAGAUAAGACCGGGCUAUUGUGGGUGCGUGCAUCUCAAAAGGCAAGUUGUUCGGAACGGCGAUUCGUUCACCGCUAAAAGAUUCGAGAUCGCCACGAACCCCAAGGAAACCGGCAUCAAGCGCAAGCUGCCACAACAGGCGUGAACCGAUGUUAGGACCUGCAGCACGUGGUGGCGCAUCGGGAGGGUUUGAGUUUGCUUUCUUUCUAUUCUCUGCCGGUUUUGUCAUACGUAGGUUGUGUUGGAUCAUUUUGAUGUUAGGACAGUUUAUGUUGUUCAUCCUCUCCGAAUCAUGCUCAUGUAGAGACCGCUAAAUCUGGAGAUUAUAUCGGAAGCCAAUUGGUUCA